This is a messenger RNA of Fusarium subglutinans, 1563 nucleotides long. RefSeq lists its product as uncharacterized. Gene Ontology annotation, molecular function: zinc ion binding; DNA-binding transcription factor activity, RNA polymerase II-specific. The coding region runs from base 1 to 1563 and encodes 520 amino acids. The transcript is spliced from 6 exons. Gene Ontology annotation, biological process: regulation of transcription by RNA polymerase II. The record is from RefSeq and is a predicted model, not a curated record. NCBI's taxonomy places the organism in Eukaryota, Fungi, Ascomycota, Sordariomycetes, Hypocreales, Nectriaceae.
AUGGCCGGUCACGCCACUGACGAAACAAAGGGCAAAGGAAAAGUCCGACAGCGGCGCGCCCACACGCGAAGCCGCACUGGCUGCUCAGAGUGCCGUAGUCGCAGGGUGCGGUGUGGCGAGGAGCGUCCCACAUGUAAGAGAACGUGCGAAUAUCCACCUGUCAAGAUACCGCUGAGGGAAAGACGGGCGCUGGAGAAGGCUGGGACGACUCAGCCUUGGGAGCAUGUUCCCUGGGAGGCUCCGAGUUCUUCCAAGGGACCAGAGGUGCCCAACACCCAGGCUCUGGUUCUCAUCAUCCAUACGCAACGAUCGAUUACUAACAGGCCUUCUGUCUACGGUGAAACCCUUGUCACAUCUGUCACAAAUCAUAACAAGGAUUGCAUGUCAUAUACCAUAUCAGACCCUGAAGCCCUCCGCAAUGCAAUUUUGAUGGCAGCUACUCAUUUCACUUUCAAGGUCGGCAGCCUCGAAGCAUUUGAGCAUACAUUCCUCUUUCAUAGAAUUGAGACUGUGCGAUUGGUGAAAAAAUGGCUUUCCAGUGGAGAUCUCACGCUCUCAGCUGCCAUCACCAAACAGAUCGCCACCUUGGCAUAUACAGAGUUCUGCAGUGGUAACAUGCAAAUGGCAGAAAAGCACUUAAACGUCAUCUACGCUCUGCCAUGCCAGACAACAAACCCGUCGAAUAGCAAUGGCAAGUCUCGUGACCAAGAGCUCUCUGAUCGCUAUUUUGUGUUAACCUCCACCUUCAUCCACGGCGUACAGACCGUUCUCCAUGGCAUUCUCCGCGCCGAAGACUCAACCGAGAAUAACAAAAGCCUCUCAGUCUCCCAUCCCAUGCGUCUCAUGCACAAAUGGUACAAGUCGGAGGGCCAGUACCUACACUGUCUCAAACUCAAAGCCAUCCGCCUCUUCUCAACAUUCUUCAUACUGCCUGACAUCGGCGCAAGGCUCUCUGAUGUCUACAGCGCGUCAAUAGUGAACAGUCUUCGUCAAGUCACCGACGAGUUCUACAAUCUCACAGAAGCUCAAAAGAUACACGAUGAUUUUUGGAGAACCGGUGCAGCUGCUCGAGUUUACGACGCAGUUCUUGAAUCGCACCAAACCUCAAUUACACCUACCGAUCAACAACAUGAAGAGACUUUAGAGACUGAGCAAAAGACUUCAUGGUGCGGAUUGGUCAUCGCAGCAGAGUUAUUUCUUGAGCAAGUAGUUGUGCUCUGGCGCCCUUUCACAAGGGAGAUAUACCUCUGUAGCAUGAGGAUAUUCCAACGCGAUCUGACUUUUGCUCUUCAGAAGACAAAUACGCUAGAGAUUGCAGAGCUGUUAUUCUGGGAGUCGUUUCUAGGAUUGAUGAGUAUUUACUUCCAUGAGAAACUAGGGGAUAUGGAGCGAGAACCUGGCUUAAGACUGUUUUUUGAGAGGAUUGUAAAGGAACAGAGUCAAGAUAUGCGUUUGGAGAAGUGGGAGGAUGCAAGGAGGGUGCUGUUGAACAUUGCAUGGCCGUUGGACUUUUCUGAGAAUGAUUAUGCGAAAGGAAUAUGGGAGGCUGUAGUGGCUGACUAG